AUCCACUUUGCAUUUGACCUAAUGUAUAAUAUAAACAGCUGCACAUCUGCAGUCUCUGUCCAAAAGAGAGGAACAGGGAAGAGACAAGGAUGGAAACAGUUCUUCUGAUCAUCAUCGCCCUUUCAGGGCUGAGCGCUGUCUCCUCACAUGCUGAACGUCAGUACCAUUUUGUUUCUGAAGCAAAGACCAUGUCUGAAGCACAGAGAUACUGCAGAGAGAAACACACAGACCUGGCCACUGUAGACAGCAUGGAGGUUGUGAAGCUCCUGAACAACAUGGCAGGCCAAUACAACCAAUCAGCCUGGAUAGGGCUGCACGAUGACCGGGACACCUGGAAGUGGUCGAUGUCAGACCCAAGCUUCUACGGACCGGGGGAGAUCGAGUUCAGACCAUGGAGGCACCAUGCAGGGGAACCAAGCAACGGGCACGAUGAACAAUGCACAUUUCUUCAUCGUGAUGGAACAUGGAUUGAUUAUGAUUGUAAUACCAGCUACAGGUCGGUCUGCUUUGAUGUCACAGGGCCGAAUGCAACAUUUGUCCCCAUUGAGAGCUACAUGACAUGGACUGAUGCCCAGAGCUACUGCAGAGAACACCACACAGACCUGGCCAGUGUGAGAAACCCAGCAGAGAACCAGCAGAUUGUUGAGCUGUUACCUGCAGUGGAUUAUCAUUUUUGGAUCGGCCUUUACAGAGACUCCUGGAAGUGGUCCGAUGGAAGCAACUCCUCCUUCAAGUACUGGAAAGUAAAUGAACCUAACUACAGUGCUUCAAAGGUUUGUGUGGCUGCAGCUUUCGACAACUCUGGAAAAUGGGAGGACUUGGACUGUGGAGUGGAGAAACCAUUCAUCUGCUACGGACCUGCUGUGCCUGUUUCAAUGCAAGUGAUAAAGGUGAGGGUGAAGAAACCAAACGGUGUGGAUCUGAACGAUCAAGCUUUUCUGGAUGCGAUGUUGGUGGAGGCGAAAAAGAACCUAAGAGCCCAGGGAUUGGACGACAACGUCCAAGUGGCCUGGAGGAAGCAGCCGGAUGGACAAGUCUUCCACGAGGAGGAGGAGAAGAAGAGGGAUGAGCUCUAAAGCUGAAUUGCUGUGUGUGAUUUUUAUCAGAGAAAAGUGCAUUUCUUUCCUCAAAGUCCUCGUGUUACAGAAUUCAGCUGCAACAAUGAUCUGAAUAAUCUAUCAGUAGUGAGAUAAGAUAAGGGUUGUAAUGUUUUCUAUAUGGUUUUGAAGUUAAUAUGUUUGGGGUGUUAACUGUUCAUGUAUCUGCUUGACCUGCGAAAAACUGGAUUUAUUUUCCGAUUUUGUGACUUUUUAUAUGUUUCUUUCAGAUAAAAUAUAAUGAGACAUUUUAAAAUAAUAUUAUAUUUAAUAGAGGGCAAUUCCAGGAAAUCUUAUUACCAAUUAACAUGAUGACCUCUAAUGCAUCUUUACAGUCAUUUCAUACAACAAUUUAAUUCUUCAUUUGAAACUUAUAUUUCAUCCUAAAAAUGUGUUGUGCAAUUACUCACUGUUAUUAAUAUCUUCAAUUGAGUUAAACAUUGUGUUUAUUGCUCCUUUUCUUUAGGGAUGCAAACUUUAAGAUAUGUUCCUAAAAUUGGUGAAUCAGCUUCCAGAAUAUGAAGAUGUAAUGUUUUCUCUGUGCUAUGUGGUCAUAAACUGAAUCUCUUCGGGUUUUAAUUCCCUCUGGCUGUGGGAUAUAUAACAGGCAUUUUACUCUUUUGUGUGACAUUUGAUAGAUUAGAUGUUAUUAGAUUAUAAAUUAAGAUAUUAAAUAAAAUUGAUUACCUUUAACGUUCAAACAAAUUAAAUAUCAGUUUUCGUUGCAUGUAUGUAAUGUGAGGAUAUCUUCAAAUAAUUGAAAUAGAAAAUAAUUAAUUGUACUAUUUUCAUCCUUAUUAAGGAUAUAAACUUGAAGCAAAUGUCCUUAAAUUAUCUAUAACCGUUUUACGUUAC
Messenger RNA from Gymnodraco acuticeps, 1952 nucleotides. RefSeq names its product secretory phospholipase A2 receptor-like. The coding region runs from base 90 to 1076 and encodes 328 amino acids. The record is from RefSeq and is a predicted model, not a curated record. The transcript is spliced from 7 exons. NCBI's taxonomy places the organism in Eukaryota, Metazoa, Chordata, Actinopteri, Perciformes, Bathydraconidae.